AUGAAAAUACCAGCAACAUUCAGUGAAUGGUUUGAAGAAUACGAUCAUAAAGAAAUAACUGAUGCAAUUAAAGAAUCUAAAUACAGCAACAGUAUGAAAUGGGAAGGGGACAAGUUGCGCAUCACACAAGCAUUAUUUGACAGCUUUUUCCAACCUGCAUGUGCAGGAAUUAUUGAUCAUGUUAACCAUCUGUUGGAGAAACCAAAUGUGAGAGGUACACAGACAAUAUUAAUGGUCGGUGGAUUUUCUGAAUCACUUAUACUACAAGCUCGUAUUCGUGCCGCAUUUCCCGAUUUCCGUGUUGUAGUUCCAAAUGAUGCCGGCUUGGCGGUUUUAAAAGGGGCAGUAUUAUUUGGUCAUAAUCCUCGCGUAAUUAUGGCAAGAGUCGCAAAAUAUACUUAUGGUUUUGCAUCAUUUGAGAAAUUUAAUCACAAAAUACAUAGUAAAGAAAAGAAGAUAUCAAUGAAUGGAAAAGAUUUUUGUAAAGAUAUAUUUGAUGUGCAUGUACGGAAAGGAGCUAGCCUUCAUAUCGACGAAGCACAAGCGAAACGACCGUACGAAGUCAAUCGUGAAGACCAGACUGAACUUGACUUAGAAUUAUAUGUGUCAUAUUCAGAUGAGGUACCGAAAUAUGUAACUGAUCCAGGAUGUCAUUAUUUAGGAACUCUAAAAGCCCAAGUCCCAAAACCCAAGAAAGGGACAAAACAUGGGGUUAAUGUACAGUUGAUAUUUGGCGGGACUGAACUCCGUGUUAAAGCAGAAAAUAUGUCUAAUGGGGACGUAACUAGUGCCGAAUUUAAUUUCCUUGGAGAAGAACCUUAG
Messenger RNA from Saccostrea cuccullata (small rock oyster), 822 nucleotides. Its product is annotated as heat shock 70 kDa protein 12B-like. NCBI's taxonomy places the organism in Eukaryota, Metazoa, Mollusca, Bivalvia, Ostreida, Ostreidae. The record is from RefSeq and is a predicted model, not a curated record. Bases 1 to 822 code for a protein of 273 amino acids. The transcript has a single exon.